Molecule: messenger RNA, 4217 nt
Organism: Vespa crabro (European hornet)
Lineage: Eukaryota; Metazoa; Arthropoda; Insecta; Hymenoptera; Vespidae
Gene: yki
Product: transcriptional coactivator YAP1-like
Exons: 6
Coding region: 358-2076 (572 amino acids)
Biological process (GO): positive regulation of transcription by RNA polymerase II; hippo signaling
Cellular component (GO): cytoplasm; nucleus
Molecular function (GO): protein binding; transcription coactivator activity
Source: RefSeq, a predicted model, not a curated record
GAGGAGGAGGAGGAGGUGGCGGCGGUGCUGACGGUGGAGGAAAAAGCGUCGUAAGAUAGGAGUCGGUGGCGGCGGCGGCGGCGGAGGUGGAGGAGGACACGGCGCCGCGACGCGACGCGACGCAGCGCAGCGCAACGCAACGCAACGAAACGCAACGCAACGAAAUUCAACGCAACGCAACGAAACGCAACGCAACGCAACGUAACGCGGUGCGACGCGAGAGUAACAAGGUAGAGACGAACGAGUACGAAUAAAGAAAAAGAGCUGGAGGAGAAGGAGGCGAGUAAGAAGUAAUAGAAGAAGAACCGACAACAGCAGGGGACGAUUGAGAGCGCACGGAGGACCGCGUGAUCCAAAAUGGCGCUCAAUCAGGAGAUCGAUCAGUUGUCGAACAGCAAUCUCGUCGUGAGGAUCGAUCAAAAUUCAGAAUCCGAUCUACAAGCUCUGUUCGACACGGUCUUGAAGCCGGAUUCGAAACGUCCGCUUCAAGUGCCGUUGCGUAUGCGCAAUUUACCCGAUUCGUUCUUCAACCCACCAUCGACCGGCAGCAGAAGCCCGUCGAUCUCGCACUCGCGCGAAAAUUCGGCCGAUUCGGCUUUCGGCGCCGGCGGCAGCGGCGGCGCUUCCGGCGCGGUAACGGGGAGCGCCGGAGGACGUAACGCGGAAUCGUCCGGCGGUGGCGGCGGCAGUGUUGCAGGCGGUGGUAACGUCUCCGUCGUGGGUGGUGGCGCCGGUGGCGGAGGCGGGGGUGGUGGGGCCGGUGGUAGCGUUGGCGUAGCGAAUGGUAGCGGAGGCGGUCCGGCCGGCGGAGGAAGCGCCGCCGGCGGUGUCGGAGGAGCUGGGGGAGUUGUCUCGGCCGCGGCCGCAGCGGCAAACGCAAACGUCAGCGGGGGUAACAGCGGGCCUGCUGGCGGAACGGCGAACGGCGGUCCGCCGAACGGUGCGGCCGGCGCCUCGGCAGGCACGGCCGCGAGUGCGAGCGCCGGGAGCGGACCGGCCGGAAGCGCCGCUGCCGCUGGCGCGGCAGCAGCAGCAGCAGCAGCAGCAGCCGCGGCAGCGGCCGCCGCAGCGGCUGGUUUAACGGUCGCGCAUCCGCGCGCUCACAGCAGCCCUGCAUCCCUGCAGCAAACUUACGCGUCCGCGCAGCAGGCGCAGCAACACGCGCCGCAGCCACACGCGCGUCACCACCAUCAUCAGAAGCAACGCAGUUACGACGUCAUCAGCACGGUCGACGACCUGGGACCCCUGCCACACGGAUGGGAACAGGCGCGUACUGCCGAGGGACAGAUCUAUUUCCUCAACCACCUGACGCGAACCACGACAUGGGAAGAUCCGCGAAAAACUGUCGCAGCUCAGAACGUGGCUCAAGUCGCCGCUCAGGUGGAGAGUGGAAAGUCUUCGGCUGCCGGCAAUACUUUAGGCCCUCUACCGGAUGGAUGGGAGCAAGCACGAACACCGGAAGGAGAAAUUUACUUUAUAAAUCAUCAAACGCGUACCACUUCGUGGUUCGAUCCCAGAAUCCCGACCCAUCUUCAGCGAGCUCCGUCAUCCGGUGCCAUGCUGCCACAAAAUUGGCUUCAGCAACCUACGGCUGGUGGUAUACCUAAUAACCAAACAUUGCAAGCUUGUCAACAGAAAUUACGUCUUCAAUCGUUACAAAUGGAACGUGAGCGUCUGAAACAACGGCAACAGGAGAUCAUACGCCAGCAAGAACUGAUGCUUCGACAAACUACUACGGAUGCUGCCAUGGAUCCAUUUUUAUCGGGAAUCAGCGAACAACACGCGCGUCAAGAAAGUGCGGAUAGCGGUUUGGGUCUUGGUUCUGCCUAUUCGUUACCACACACUCCCGAAGAUUUCUUAGCGAAUAUCGACGACAACAUGGAUAGUACCAGUGAUGGCGGUGCUCCCAUGGAAACUCCUGAUCUCUCCACUCUGAGCGACAAUAUCGAUUCGACCGACGAUCUCGUACCGUCGCUACAGCUUAGCGAAGACUUCAGUAGCGACAUUCUCGAGGAUGUACAGUGUUUCAUAGGCCCUAAUACGAUAAAACCUGAGAACGUGCUGACAUGGCUCUAAGUAUGGACACCCGCGGAAUUUGUUCGUAUAUACCGAAGAUAUUCGGCUCCUUCUAUUUACGACGGACGGACGGUAUUAGAAUUUUUUUUUCACCAAUAGUCGUCCAUUUGUCGGAAUUUGAACGGAGCAAGAAUCUAAUAUGAACUCGUGCCGCGCGUUAAAUUACUUUGUCCGUUUUAGGACCGUGUCGAGACUUUAUUGUUGUUGAUUCGCACGGAAAAAUACUGCGAGAUUUUUUCGCUCGCAAGGAAGAUAUGUUACCGAGCAGCGAGAAAAUCUCACGGUUCUCGUAACCCCGCCACGGUCGUAAGACGAACAGGAAAUCAAAAUGGAAAUACGUGAGAGCGCAAAGACUCAGAGCGCUUAGCAACGAAAACGUGACGAUAGGACCAACGACAAGACUCCAAACGCGACAUCAACGAAUAUACUCGUCGCGAGAAGGCUACUCUUCUUCUUCUUCAACGAUAGUGGUCAGUGGCGCCAAGGCGCGUUACACCUCUUUAUACAACUAUACUUGCGUAACACUCGAAUAGUCGUGCCUUCCCACUCGUUCUUUCUAAAUCAAUUACACCCAUUGAAACAACAAAGAAACUAAUAUUUGAUAUGGAUGCGUCUUACUCGCCAUCGAUAACGCACAAUUUAUAUUUUGCGACCAACCCAUUGUUUCUCAACUUUUAAAUGUUAUUUCAAUGUUAUGUGCGAGAACGAAGGCACACCUUCCUGACGCCUUUACAAUCUAUACGUAAGAAUGGCAAAGAUCUUUGGACUAUAUUUGUACAACGAAAAGCAGCAUCCAUUGAAUUUGAAAAUAAUGAGCACUAAGUAUUUUUUGUUUUUACUAAAUACAAACGGUAUAGUCUAUGUUUCGCGAGCAAGAUACGAUAAAAUAAAAGUUAUAUCGUAACGGAUUCGUUCGAAUCGUAGUCCAAAGUAAAUAUAUAUAUAUAUAUAUAUAUAUAUAUAUAUAUAUAUAUAUAUAUAUAUAUAUACAUACAUACAUAUAUUAUCAUUCAAUUUCGAUCAUACUCGGAGUAUAUUUUACGAGCGAUUAUAUGCUAACCGAAGUGCCUUAUCUCUGCAAUCUAUUUUCGUCGACGAUCCUCAGUCGUCGUUUUUCAAAGCAAUAACCGUCCAUACGAAACUUUGAUGUGAACAUGUGGUAAUUGUUAAAAUAAGUAACAUGUUUUAAACCCUUGAAACGUUUCAGUGAAAGGGACACGAAAUGAAUAUAUAUUUUUUUAUAUAUAUAAAGUCUAUACUUGUUACGAAUUGCAGUUAUAUUGGUAUUUUCAAAAAUCAUGUUAGAUCGUAUAAAAAGUUCUCUUACGUUUUAUACUGCACACGAUUAUAUAAUGGAGAUUACAAAAGAAGAAAAUAUAAUCAUAUUUAUAGAUUCUAUGAAAUAUCUUAGCCAUAAGAAUUUUUGCGCGUUAAAUCCGUUGUGGGUCUGGUGAAGCAGUCAGUUAAGAAGGGCCGUUGAAAUGUACUUUCUGUUUUCUCAGAAACGACGUAGCAGAGUUAUUACCGAUAAUCAAAGUGACUUGGUAAAGAAGAUAACACGCGUAUAGAUAUAUAAUUAGUUACGUGGCAGCUUAGCGUAUACAACUAAAACGAUGAAUGACGUGGCCACUUGGCGUCGCUAACGUAUCAUUAUUUUUCUGUCUUUCGAUCGUUGACGCGGAUGACUCUUCUUACGAAUUCCUAUCCGUGAGAAAACUUGAUUUGAAAAUGCGUCAUCGUGGUCGCGUUGAUUCACCGAAAAUAGAUCGUCGUGUACUAGAUAUAAAUUGCGUAUAUAUUGUAAAGUUUUUGUUUUCUCGCGAAGGCGACAAGCUCUCCCAUCUUUUCUCAUAUUUAAGGAAAACUUUCGGAGAUGCAUUCGUUAUAUUCAUUUCGUUAUUUGCGAAACUCUGAGAUUUGACAUGUUUUGUUUAAUAUCAGCCGUGCGAAUAUCGAAUAUAUGACUCAUCUAUACGAAAAAAGCAUAAAAUUAUUAUUACAUAAAGUAUUCUCGUUUAUAUUCAUUACACUUUUAUGUUAUCGGAUAAAAAUUUCUUCAAGAACGAAGUUACACGGUAAUUUAUAAGCAUGUCAAAAACUGUAAUACACGAUGAACGUAUUUCUUUCCUAUUUUCUUUUAA